Uranotaenia lowii is the source of this 4093-nucleotide messenger RNA. It is a transcript of the gene mnb, whose product is annotated as serine/threonine-protein kinase minibrain. The record is from RefSeq and is a predicted model, not a curated record. The coding region runs from base 192 to 1514 and encodes 440 amino acids. Gene Ontology annotation, cellular component: nucleus. NCBI's taxonomy places the organism in Eukaryota, Metazoa, Arthropoda, Insecta, Diptera, Culicidae. Gene Ontology annotation, molecular function: protein serine/threonine kinase activity; transcription coactivator activity; protein serine/threonine/tyrosine kinase activity. Gene Ontology annotation, biological process: positive regulation of DNA-templated transcription; protein autophosphorylation; peptidyl-serine phosphorylation. The transcript is spliced from 7 exons.
UUUUCCUUCUCCUUUCUCUUAAUUUUGCAGUAGCAGCACAAUAUGCAUCCGGAAAUGUUCCUGACUCAACGCGGCAAAGGCAUCAUGCGCCGCUCUACGGAAGACUGGUUACAGAAGAACACUUACCUGCCGUUCAUCGUGAUAUACAUCAGCGUUCGAUAAGUCCUACAUCAUCGACAGACAUCCGGGCGAUGCAAGCCCGGAUACCAUCGCAUUUUCGAGACCCUUCCACCGCACCACUUCGGAAGCUGAGCGUGGAUCUUAUCAAAACUUACAAACACAUCAACGAGGUUUACUAUGCCAAAAAGAAACGAAGAGCUCAACAAACCCAAGGUGAAGAUACCUCCCACAAGAAGGAACGGAAGCUGUACAACGAUGGCUAUGACGACGAAAAUCACGACUAUAUUAUCAAAAAUGGUGAAAAGUUUCUGGAUCGAUACGAGAUUGAUUCCCUAAUCGGAAAAGGCAGCUUCGGUCAGGUAGUGAAGGCAUACGAUCACGAGGAGGAGUGUCAGGUGGCAAUAAAAAUCAUUAAAAAUAAAAGACCCUUCCUAAGCCAAGCACAAAUCGAAGUGAAUCUACUGGAAAUGAUGAACCGGGCGGACGCGGAAAACAAAUACUAUAUCGUGAGACUGAAGGGGCAUUUUAUGUGGCGGCAUCAUUUAUGUUUAGUAUUCGAGUUAUUAUCCUAUAAUUUGUACGACCUGCUGCGCAACACCAACUUCCGCGGGGUUUCGCUAAACCUAACGAGAAAGUUUGCCCAGCAACUGUGUACGGCGUUAUUAUUUUUAAGUUCAGAAGAAUUAAAUAUCAUACACUGUGAUUUAAAACCAGAAAAUAUAUUAUUAUGUAAUCCUAAGAGGUCAGCAAUUAAAAUAGUAGAUUUUGGCAGCUCAUGCCAAUUAGGGCAACGGAUAUAUCAAUACAUACAAUCACGAUUCUACCGAUCACCAGAGGUACUAUUAGGAAUACCGUACGACUUAGCAAUAGAUAUGUGGUCGUUGGGCUGCAUACUCGUUGAGAUGCACACCGGUGAGCCUCUGUUUUCCGGUUCGAAUGAAGCAGACCAAAUCAACAAAAUAGUGGAAGUUCUGGGAAUGCCACCGAAGCACAUCCUAGAUCAAGCGAACAAAACCCGCAAAUUUUUCGAAAAACUCCCCGACGGUAGCUAUACGCUGAAGAAAACGCAAAAUCAACGUAAAUACAAGGUACCGGGAACGCGCAAACUGCACGAUAUACUGGGUGUGGAAACAGGCGGCCCGGGAGGCCGAAGGCAGGGUGAACCCGGUCACAGUAUAUCGGAUUAUCUUAAGUUUAAGGACCUAAUUCUAAGGAUGCUGGACUACGAUCCGGACACGCGCCUCACACCGUACUAUGCCUUGCAACACAACUUUUUCAAACGAACGUCGGACGAAAGUACCAACACAGCCAACACGAUAAGCUCCCUCAGCACCAGUCCCUCGGUGGUGAAUACGCAGGACCCCAGUAGUCACGGUGAGUCUCACAAAGAGUGAAGCAAACGGUUCUUAUAUUCCAUUUUCAAUACUAACCAUCAUCAUUCACUUUACUAACAGCCAAACUUCGUUCAUACCUAGGUAGAGUAAAUGAUAGGUAACAAGGUAAAAAUAUUAAACUUAAUCAAAAGUUUCUACCGCAUUAUAGAAAACUUCGUGGAAAUUUAAAACAGACUGUGUCUCACCAACAUUUGAAAAGGGUAUAAAAGCCAAAGUAAACCAAAGUACUUAUCACAAAAACCGUUUUACGCUUACCAUUUAUCGAUCGUCGCAGGUCCACUGAUGGUAUGGGUUCUCGAUUUCCUUCUCGGUACUGAGUGUUAAAUAUUGUCCACGUUUAAACAGUCUGUAAAGCCUGAAUCGGCUCACUUUUCAUUAUGACAUUACCCGCCCGAAAAUUGGUUAUGCACCCUUUUCUUAAGUACAGAGGUAACGGUCUACAUCGUCUAGAUGCCAAACAUUCAAAGGAGAAAAAAUGCGUAAAGCGAGCUAUUCGUUAACUCCUAAAGAGAACUCCUAAGCGUUUGUCGAAAAAAGAGGAAAUUUUUUUUCCAUCUCACUCACAUUGAGACAUAUUUAUAACACCAUCGAGACGAAAUCUUACUCCAGCUUGGUUCUAUAAGCAAUGCCGAGCUAUUUUUCCAUGAAAAUACACUUUUAUCGAAAAAAAACAUAUAAAGUAUGCUGUGUACCGUUCGGUUCAUAUAUACCUACCUGAAAGUUUCCUAGUGAAUUUAAUUUGGUGAUUCAAAAAAGGUUGCAAAAUUUUCAAACACAUUGAUCUCGAAACUUCAUGAACAUAGACCUUUUUCAUACGUUGGUACUGAAAUGACUUGAGCAUAGUAUAACAAAGGGUGAUACGGUCAAAAUUUGGUCAACGGAAAACGCGUGUAAAUCGGUGAAAUCGUUUAUUUAAAAAAUCAAAUUAAAUUUUUUUUUCAAGUUUAAUUAGUAUAAAAUUCAGGAAAAAUAUUCAGUUAGGCUUCCGCUUUUCAAAAUCCGAAUUGCCGGGCUUCACUCCUAACAUCAGAUUUUGUACAGCCACCUUCCACCUUCUUCGCCGCAGGAAGCCAGUUUGCCUUGAACUGCUGCUCGUCCUUAGCAGUUUUUUUGGUCUUCUUUAGGUUCCGCUUGACAAUAGCCCAGUAUUUCUCAAUUGGGCGGAGCUCUGGCGUGUUGGGAGGGUUCUUGUCCUUGGGAACCACCUGCACGUUGUUGGCGGCGUACCACUCCAUGGCCUUUUUACCGUAAUGGCAAGAUGCCAAAUCCGGCCAAAACAGUACGGAACAACCGUGUUUCUUCAGGAAAGGCAGCAGACGUUUAUUCUAACACUCUUUCACGUAAAUUUCUUGACAGUCCCGGAAGCUAUGAAAAUGCUGCUUUUCAAGCCACAGGUACAGAUGGCUUGGCAAACCAGAUAUUUCUUCGCGAACUUUGACAGUUUCAUGUGCUUGAAAAUAUCUGCUACCUUUCCCCUUCCUUUUGCCGUAUAAAACUCCUGUCCCGGAAGCUGCUUGUAGUCGGGUUUAACGUAGGUUUCGUCGUCCAUUACCAUGCAGUCCAGCUUCGUUAGCAUCGUCGUGUACAGCCUCCGGGAUCGCGCUUUGGCCGUCGUAUUUUGUUUAUCAUCGCGAUUUGGAGUCGCUACCUUCUUGUAAGUCGAUAGUCCGGAUCGUUUUUUGGCUCGAUGCACGGUUGUAGACGAUACACCCAGCUUAUUUGCGGAACUCGGAGAGAGAGGUUAGGGUUUCGCUUGAAACUACCGGCAACUCUCUUUGUCGUCUCAGCGGCUUCCGGUUUUCGAUUUCCCCCCGAUCCAGACUUCCUGGCUGUCGACAUACGUUCCCCAAACACUUUAAUUACAUUUGUAACGGUUGAUUUGGCAACUUUUAGCGAUUUUGCCAGCUUUGCGUGCGAGGAGCUCGGAUUUUCGCGAUGCGCGAGCAAAAUUUUGAUACGCUGCUCUUCUUCCUUGGACGGCAUUUUGACAACUGAAGAGUGAAUUCCAAAAUCAAAAUAGAAGCAACAUUCUACACACACUACCUUCAAAAUGAGGGGUGUUCGGGUUUUUUAAAUUCAAAAUUGAAAGAAAUACGUCAAGUUGAUAUUGACCAAAUUUUGACCGUAUCACCCUUUACUUAAGUUCAACAUGUUCUUUGUGAGUCUCGCGCAUGGUUCAAUAAAUCUGCAGCACCAUUGCUGCUGUCCUAUUGGAAACAAUAGAUGUGCUUUUCCAGUUCUUGAGCUCCAUAGUUCCUCGAUACUCCGCGAAAAGUUCAGGUCCAAUCAACAGGCCCUGAAAUCCUUCCCUAGCUAGCUGGUCUACUUCUUCGUUCCCUAGGAUAUCACAGUAGUCUGAAUCCCUGAAUAAAAAUACACUGUUCCUUAUGGCCAGGUUUCUAAGUACAACAAUACGCUUCCAUACUAGCCUGGAGUAACGUGUGAACGUACUUUGUUCUCGUAGAGCUGUCUGGCUGUCAGAGAACAUGUAGAUUCUCCUCUAAAGGCUAAAGGCUUAUGUGCAUUCUAGAAUUGCUUGAACUUCUGCUGUUGGCCAAUUUUUCUAUAGAAAUUGAGAU